Molecule: messenger RNA, 1259 nt
Organism: Cuscuta campestris
Lineage: Eukaryota; Viridiplantae; Streptophyta; Magnoliopsida; Solanales; Convolvulaceae
Source: the annotation of a GenBank genome assembly
GCAAUUUUAACAAUGGUUUUUAUUAUUGUAGUAGAGUUGUUUGAUACUUUAGAAAUAAUAUGUGCUCGUUGGUUUAGUACAUGUUUAAUAAGGUGUGUUGUGAGAGAGUAGUUGGAAAGUCAGAACAUAGGGUCAUUGUGCAUUUUUCCUCUGAUUCAUUUCAUAGCUUGCGCAAAAUGCUUCCUAGAUGGAGUAAAGCUGUUAUUCAUUUAAGUAGGAUGAACUCCGGGAGGAACAUGGAAAUGGGGAAAUUGUUUUUCUGUUUGCAAAAUCCAGGGUUUUCAAAGUUUACGGCGGAGGCAGCUGAACCAGUCACUGACAAUCCCACCCAGAAAAGCUUUGGCAUUAAAAAUGAGGUAAAUCUAAACAAGAUGUUUUGGUCUAAACCAUCAUCAUUAGAAUUGCCCUCUGACUCACCACAAAGAAUAGAAGAGCCUCAGUAUGAGGGAAUCAAGCGUUUUAUCCUCAAACUGAUGAUGUUUUACAGUAAGCAAAGUACAGCCAUUCGAGGGGCAAAUGCUAUCUAUCACCGCAUUACUUGUCAAGUUGAUAGACCCGCUAUAUAUGAUGUAUUUUGCUUGGAGAAGACAUUUCGAACAACAUUCUCUGUGCUUGUUCUUCAUAUGUGGCUAUGCUUGCGCCGCUUGAAAGAAGAUGGAAAGGAGGGUUCUGAGCUGGGACAAUAUUUGUAUGAGAGAUACAAUCAUGAUCUAGAACUGAGAGUUUCUAAGGCUGGGGUUAACUUGCUGUUGAGUAAAUGGAUGAAGGAAUUGGAGAAAAUUUUUUAUGGCAACAUUGUUGCUUAUGAUGCUGCCAUUCUUCCUGAGGCAAAGCCAGAUGAGUUGCAAAAUGUGAUUUGGAGGAAUGUGUUCUCGGAUGAUGGCACUUUAACUCCGAAUGAUCCUGCCUUGCUUCCUGUCCAGGCUAUGUCACGCUAUGUUCACCGAGAAACCAAGUGUCUCUCACUGACCGAUAAAGCUGCUGUCUUUUCUGGGAACUUCAUGUUCACCUCUUUGGAAGAAAAACCGGUCGGUUUCGCAAGCAAGUAGCGUACGAGAUGAGAUUAUUCUGCUCGUGAUACAUAUUUAUUCCAGCUCGUUAGAGUUUUGUGAUGACGACGAUGGUCGAAGCAAUUUACUGAAUGCUUGGGGAGAAAAUUUAAGGUUCUUCCUUGGGAUUUAAUUUCAUUUUUAAAAGAUGUUUGAUUCUGAGUUCUCAUGAUUAGUGGGGUUUGAUAGGAAUAAUUAGUUGGCUUCAUA